GAAGAGGUAAAAAGAGGCAAUUAUCUGAAGUAGGCAAAAAUAGUGCAAUAAAGAAACUUAAAGAAAGUGAUGUUACCAAUUGGGAAAAGGCAUUUAAAAUGACUUUUCAAGAUCCUGGAAGCUAUAUAAGCUAUUUACAUGAAGAAAUUCAAUUUGGGAUUAAAAAUGCAAAUGCACAUUAUAAUUAUAUAGCACUUAUACAAAGCUCUGGAUAUGGAAAAAGCCAAGCUGUUGGAGAGCUUUCAAAAUUGAAUUAUUGGAUAUUAUUAUUCUGUUUCCGGUCAAAUGAAUCAUCAG
This is a messenger RNA of Entrophospora candida, 297 nucleotides long. NCBI's taxonomy places the organism in Eukaryota, Fungi, Glomeromycota, Glomeromycetes, Entrophosporales, Entrophosporaceae. The record is from the annotation of a GenBank genome assembly.